Molecule: messenger RNA, 1229 nt
Organism: Helianthus annuus (common sunflower)
Lineage: Eukaryota; Viridiplantae; Streptophyta; Magnoliopsida; Asterales; Asteraceae
Product: ribulose-phosphate 3-epimerase, chloroplastic
Exons: 10
Coding region: 149-991 (280 amino acids)
Biological process (GO): pentose-phosphate shunt, non-oxidative branch; pentose-phosphate shunt; carbohydrate metabolic process
Cellular component (GO): cytosol
Molecular function (GO): D-ribulose-phosphate 3-epimerase activity; metal ion binding
Source: RefSeq, a predicted model, not a curated record
UCCAUUGCAGAUAAGCAAUAUCCGACACAUGUCAAUCCUCGGUCCUUUAAUCCAUUCUAACAUUCAUAUACCAAACUAUCUGAUCACCAGAAAGAAUUAGCGUAAAGAUCGCACCUUUUGAUUUUAUACCCACCAACUGUUUGAUAAAAUGUCAACAGCUUCUUUGAGCUCAUCUGCCCUUGUUCAAUCACAGAUUAAUGGGUUUGGCAAGCUUGUUAAACCCUCUGUGUUUCAACCCAGUUCAGUUACUUACACAAGGAGGGCAAUUAGAACUGUUGUGAAGGCUUCUCGGGUUGAUAAAUUCUCGAAAAGUGAUAUCAUUGUUUCUCCAUCGAUUCUCUCUGCAAACUUUGCAAAGUUGGGAGACCAGGUUAAAGCCGUUGAGGUGGCAGGUUGUGAUUGGAUACAUGUUGACGUAAUGGAUGGUCGUUUUGUUCCUAACAUUACAAUCGGACCGCUUGUUGUUGAUGCAUUACGGCCAGUGACAGAUCUCCCAUUGGAUGUGCAUCUGAUGAUUGUUGAACCUGAGCAACGAGUGCCCGACUUCAUAAAAGCUGGAGCCGACAUUGUCAGUGUUCAUUGUGAACAAUCCUCGACUAUCCAUUUACACCGUACCCUUAAUCAAAUUAAGAGUCUUGGUGCGAAAGCCGGAGUUGUUCUAAACCCUGCUACAUCCUUGAGCACAAUCGAAUAUGUCCUUGACGUGGUUGAUCUGGUGUUGAUCAUGUCUGUAAAUCCUGGAUUUGGUGGCCAAAGUUUCAUUGAGAGCCAAGUGAAGAAGAUCUCAGAUUUGAGGAGAAUGUGUGUGGAGAAGGGUGUUAACCCGUGGAUCGAGGUAGAUGGUGGAGUUACUCCCGCCAACGCAUACAAGGUCAUUGAGGCUGGGGCCAAUGCUUUAGUUGCUGGUUCUGCAGUUUUUGGAGCUAAAGAUUAUGCUGCUGCAAUAAAAGGUAUCAAAACCAGCACCAGACCGGUGGCAGUCCCUGCAUAGAACAAUUCUAAGUACAGAUGUGAUUUCAGCACUCGUUAUCUCUCAGAUGAACGGAAGAAUUCGACUUGUCGUUUGUUUCUGAAUGAUGUCCAAACAAACUUUGCAUCUGUUGCAUAUUGAAGUGUAAUUAAAUUAAAUUUUGUUUAUAAUAUGUUAGUUCAUAUUAGCAACAAACAUAUUGGAGAAUGAUGAAUGAAAUAUUUUAAUGUUUCAAUAUGCAACUGGAACUCAAGUAUCA